Messenger RNA from Ceratina calcarata, 1895 nucleotides. RefSeq names its product transcription factor Adf-1. Gene Ontology annotation, molecular function: DNA binding. The record is from RefSeq and is a predicted model, not a curated record. Bases 33 to 1088 code for a protein of 351 amino acids. Gene Ontology annotation, biological process: regulation of transcription by RNA polymerase II. Gene Ontology annotation, cellular component: transcription regulator complex; nucleus. The transcript has 3 exons. NCBI's taxonomy places the organism in Eukaryota, Metazoa, Arthropoda, Insecta, Hymenoptera, Apidae.
GAUACCAUACAUACAUAUAGCAUACUUAACUGAUGGCACUAGCAGCCGUGUUCACAAUGUCGUGCAACGUGCGCGUCCGAACAUUUCCAACGAAGCGAAAGAUGACGACGUCGCCUGAUUCGGAUUCUCACAAACUCUCAUUGAAGAUUAUCGAGGCGGUGAGGGAGCACCCGGUGCUGUAUAGGCCGUCGGAGGUUAGGAGCUCCACGGUGAAGCUCCAGGAGCUGCGUCAAAAGGUCUGGAACAAGAUCGCUGACGAUCUCGGCGUCGACGCGAAUUGGAUGAGACUGCGUUGGAAGAACUUGCGAGACACAUACUCCCGUAUAUUAAAAAACUUACAAAGAGCAGACAGGGGCGAGCGUAGAAAGAAAUGGAUAUUCGAGGAUGAUCUCAGCUUCCUUAAAUUUCAGUAUGAGCCGGGCGAUCGACAUCAGAUAAUUCAGGUCUCUCAGGAUUACAUCGAAACCAUCAAUUCGAGUGGGAACACCACUAAACGCCUGUUGAAACAAUUAGAAGACAAGAACGACGAAAAUUACACGGAAUACUUAGACGUCGUCGAUCCUUCUCCGUUGAAAAGUUUGAAUGUAAACUUCGUCAACCCGAGUUCCUCGUAUUCCCAGGUUAGCAGUUGGUCUCUCUGCGAGAAGGAUAAAUCGAAUAAGAUCGAGGAUACUACAGAGAUCAUGGUGAACAUUCUACCUGAAGAAAUGCAGCCGAGCGAAACGACUAAAUUUCAUGAGAAUUAUAAUUGUGAACGCGAUAGGCGACAGUUGGACGGUGAGACGAUGGAGCUUCCGACCGGCUACUACGUUAGGAGCUACCAGAAUACGGAGAGCAAACCUUUCGCCGAGGAUAACAAGAGUUUACAAUUGUUCUUCGACGGUAUGAAAGAGACGGUUAAACGAUUGCCGGCGACGGUGCAAGCCGACGUUAAAAUGAAGAUAUUCCAAAUAGUAAACGAGGCUGAGAUAAAAUAUUCGAACGGCUCUAUUAGGAACUCGAGCGAGAAGUACAUUCACCCACCGCCUGGAGGUAUACCGAAUCUCGUGCUAAUACCUUGCAACAGGAUAGACGAACAGAAGAACUGAUAUAUUGAGUUUCAUUCAGUUUAGAAAAGUUCUGUUCUUAUUUUCGUCGUUGACAAUUAAUAAUUGCAUGUAAGAAUUACUAAUUGUUUGUACGAAACUGGAGAGGGGGAGCCGGUUGUAUUAUAGAAAAAGAAAGGACCUUUUUUUAGGAUUUCUUUUUCUAUAAUAUAACCGGCUCCCAGGGACUAUAAAAGAGAAGACGGGAAUCAUUUAAUUAAAACUUAAACCUCGUUUCAUUUAAUCGUUACCACAUUAAGACGAAGGUAGGAUCGCAUUUGGCAACGGUAGAACGAUCUUAACAUUCACGUAGCCCUACAUCACAUAAAUUGUUCCUACACGAUAAACAUGUACUAUAUUAACACUAAACCUACAAUGCACGGUCCAAAUGACUUCUUAAAUUCCUCUAUAAAAAGAAGACAAAAUCGUUUUAUUUUUUUUAAAUUAUAGUUACUAUUUAAGCUGAUACAAAACUAAAAAACUAAUGCAUUGAACUGCAUUUAAAUUUCUGUUAGCAGGUUUAGUGUUAAAUGUACAACAGGAUAAACGAACAGAAAAACUGAUAUAUUGAGUUUCAUUCAAUUUAGAAAAGUCCUGCUCUUAUUUUCGUCAUUGAUAAUUAAUAAUUACAUGUAAAAAUUAAUAAUUAUUUGUAAGAAACUAGAGAGAAGGAGCCAGUUGUAUUAUAGAAAAAGAAAGGAUCUAAAAUCCUAUUUUUGAGGAUCUUGGGGGUCCUGUCUUUUUGUAUAAUAUAAUCGGCUCCCAAGGACAAUAAAAGAGAAGACGGGAAUCAUUUAAUUAAAGCUUAAA